Nannospalax galili (Upper Galilee mountains blind mole rat) is the source of this 852-nucleotide messenger RNA. It is a transcript of the gene Pdx1, whose product is annotated as pancreatic and duodenal homeobox 1. Gene Ontology annotation, biological process: regulation of transcription by RNA polymerase II; type B pancreatic cell differentiation. The record is from RefSeq and is a predicted model, not a curated record. Bases 1 to 852 code for a protein of 283 amino acids. Gene Ontology annotation, cellular component: nucleus. The transcript has 2 exons. Gene Ontology annotation, molecular function: DNA-binding transcription factor activity, RNA polymerase II-specific; RNA polymerase II cis-regulatory region sequence-specific DNA binding. Lineage: Eukaryota; Metazoa; Chordata; Mammalia; Rodentia; Spalacidae.
AUGAACGGCGAGGAGCAGUACUACGCGGCCACCCAGAUUUACAAGGACCCGUGUGCGUUCCAGAGGGGCCCGGUGCCAGAGUUCAGCGCCAACCCCCCAGCGUGCCUGUACAUGGGCCGCCAGCCCCCACCUCCGCCGCCACCCCAGUUCGCAGGCACACUGGGAGCACUGGAUCAGGGAAGCCCCCCGGACAUCUCCCCAUACGAAGUGCCCCCCCUCGCCGACGACCCUGCAGUGGCGCAGCUUCACCACCACCUCCCAGCUCAGCUGACGCUUGCCCACCCGCCCGCCGGGCCCUUUCCGAAUGGAACCGAGCCAGGGGGGUUGGAAGAGCCCAGCCGCGUUCAGCUACCUUUUCCGUGGAUGAAGUCCACCAAAGCUCAUGCGUGGAAAGGCCAGUGGGCAGGCGGCGCGUACCCGGCGGAGCCGGAGGAGAACAAGAGGACCCGCACAGCCUACACGCGGGCACAGCUGCUGGAGCUGGAGAAGGAAUUCCUUUUCAACAAGUACAUCUCUCGGCCGCGCAGGGUGGAGCUGGCAGUCAUGCUGAACUUGACUGAGAGACACAUCAAGAUCUGGUUCCAAAACCGCCGCAUGAAGUGGAAAAAGGAGGAGGACAAGAAGCGCGGAAGCGGGACUGCGACCGGGGUUGGCGGGGGCGAGGAACCUGAGCAGGAUUGCUCAGUGACAUCGGGUGAGGAGCUGCUGGCGCUGCUGCCGCCACCACCUCCCGGCGGUGCCGUGCCACCCGGCGUCCCCGCCGCUGCCAGAGAGGGUCGCCUGCCUCCCGGCCUUAGCGCGUCGCCGCAGCCCUCCAGCGUAGCGCCCCUGCGGCCGCAGGAACCUCGGUGA